GGUAGAGUAAUAGAAAAUCAACAAACACACACAAGGUUGAAACUGAACUCUGUCCCUCUCAGUAUCGUCCAACAUCAAAGAAAUCCCCCAAACCUCGGCAGCGAAAAUGGACAAUAGCACCGAUGAUCAUGAGAUCGAGGACGAAUUCCAGAUCGAGCAAUUCCUCUACGAAGUCGAAGAACAAUUCAACAACCCCUUCCUCCACUUUCCCCCUCCCUCUCCACCAUCCUCUUCCUCUUCCCAAGACCAACCUAACGACAUUGCAAUUGCUUCACCCGCCGAAUUCACUUUCAAUACCAGUAUCGCCUCUUUGCACACAUACCUCGGUGAUGUGGAAGACACGCGCCACCGGACUGCUUUUUUGGACGGCGGUGCUAUAUUGAACAUUCCACUAUUUUGUCUUCAAGGAGUUGUACUCUUUCCUGGGGCUACUCUUCCCCUUAGGGUUACUGUUUCUCGUUUUGUGACUGCUAUUGAGAGAGCUUUAAGUCAUGUUCCUCAUACCAUUGCUGUGAUUCGGGUUCACAGGGAAACUGGAAGUUUUACAAUGAAAGCGGCAAGCAUUGGGACAACUGCAGUGAUUCGGCAAUAUGGGCGUCUAGAGGAUGGUUCGCUGAAUGUGGUGACCCGUGGACAACAACGAUUUCACCUAAGGCGGUGUUGGAAUGAUGUGGACGGAGUGCCUUAUGGAGAGGUCCAAAUUAUCGAGGAAGAUUUACCAUUGAGAACUCCAAGGGAUGCUUUUGGCAAAUCAGCAUCAUCAUGUAAUAUGCUUUCCAGCCGUGUUAAAAUGCAUGGCUUAAAAAACGGGGAAAAUGAUUCAAAAGCAAAUUCAGAUGAGGGUUUUGACAGUGAGCUUUCACCAAUGGAAAGUAAAAUCCACCUAUCUGACUCUGCAUCUGAUAUGAUGGAUGUAUUAGCAAACAGUAGUGAUCAGGAAAUAAGGUCCAAUUUGGAUUCGAGCAUUGGAAUCUGUUCCACUUCUGGAAAGCUGUCAUCCAAAGAAGAGCUUAAUAAUAAACCAUCACAUAUAAUUUCAAAAGCAUUCUUACCCCACUGGGUAUAUCGUAUGUAUGACUCCUAUUGGCUUGCACAAAAGGCUGCAGAUAUGUGGAAGCAAAUAGUCGGGGUUCCUAGUAUGGAUAGUCUCAUCAAGAAGCCUGAUGUUUUAUCAUUUCAUAUCGCCAGUAAAAUACCUGUUUCUGAAUCUACAAGGCAAGAGCUUUUAGACAUCGAUGGCAUCGUAUAUAGGUUACGCAGGGAAAUUGAAUUACUAGAGAGCAUUGAUCUUGUCCGAUGUAAAAUAUGCCAAACUACAAUUGCAAAACGAAGUGAUAUGUUGGUGAUGUCAAAUGAGGGUCCUCUUGGUGCCUAUGUAAAUCCCGACGGUUAUGUACACGAGAUAAUGACUCUUUACAAAGCCAAUGGUUUAGCUCUCAUGGGGCCAGCAGUUACAGAAUACAGCUGGUUUCCCGGAUAUGCAUGGACAAUUGCUAUUUGUACCACAUGUAGAACCCAAAUGGGAUGGCUUUUUACAACCACCAAUAAAAAACUGAGGCCUGCUUCAUUUUGGGGUAUUCGGAGCUGUCAACUUGCAGAAGAAAUACGCCGAAACGUUUAGUUCAGCUGAUGUAGUAGUGACCAUAUAGUUGCGAGUUUUAUAUGAAUAGAUAAAUCUAGCUUAGUGUGGAAACCUGUGUUCAUAAAGCACUGCAUGGUUCUAUUAUGUAUUUAAUAUAAUGCAGUGUUCAUGUAGCAGCGUGCAUGGUUAUAUUAUGUUAUGUUUAUAGUUAAAUAAUGUUGAUGAGUUGGUUCCCUGUCACCAAUUUUUAUCCACCUAGUAGAGAGAAACAUUUCAAAGUGGGGUCUCCUUAUCUUGUUUUAACCCCCAAGUCAAGUCA
This is a messenger RNA of Vicia villosa (hairy vetch), 1901 nucleotides long. RefSeq lists its product as uncharacterized. The transcript is spliced from 10 exons. Bases 107 to 1621 code for a protein of 504 amino acids. Gene Ontology annotation, cellular component: Cul4A-RING E3 ubiquitin ligase complex. NCBI's taxonomy places the organism in Eukaryota, Viridiplantae, Streptophyta, Magnoliopsida, Fabales, Fabaceae. Gene Ontology annotation, biological process: protein ubiquitination. The record is from RefSeq and is a predicted model, not a curated record.